Messenger RNA from Elephantulus edwardii (Cape elephant shrew), 336 nucleotides. Its product is annotated as ER lumen protein retaining receptor 2-like. The transcript has 3 exons. Gene Ontology annotation, molecular function: ER lumen protein retrieval receptor activity. Gene Ontology annotation, cellular component: cis-Golgi network; endoplasmic reticulum; membrane. Lineage: Eukaryota; Metazoa; Chordata; Mammalia; Macroscelidea; Macroscelididae. The annotation marks the transcript as partial. Gene Ontology annotation, biological process: protein retention in ER lumen; endoplasmic reticulum to Golgi vesicle-mediated transport. The record is from RefSeq and is a predicted model, not a curated record.
AGCCAGCUUCUGUUUGCACUGGUCUUCACGACACGAUACCUGGACCUUUUUACUUCUUUUAUCUCAUUGUAUAACACAUCCAUGAAGCUCAUCUACAUUGCCUGCUCCUAUGCGACCGUGUACCUGAUCUACAUGAAGUUCAAGGCCACCUAUGAUGGCAAUCACGACACCUUCCGGGUGGAGUUUCUAGUGGUCCCCGUGGGAGGCCUCUCGUUCCUGGUCAAUCAUGACUUCUCACCUCUGGAGAUUCUCUGGACCUUCUCCAUCUACCUGGAGUCCGUGGCCAUCCUGCCUCAGCUCUUCAUGAUCAGCAAGACCGGCGAGGCGGAGACCAUC